This is a messenger RNA of Oldenlandia corymbosa var. corymbosa, 1200 nucleotides long. The record is from the annotation of a GenBank genome assembly. NCBI's taxonomy places the organism in Eukaryota, Viridiplantae, Streptophyta, Magnoliopsida, Gentianales, Rubiaceae.
AUGAGCGACAAUAAUUUGAUGGAUAAAGUCAAUGCUUUGGGGGAACGUUUGAAGAUUGGAGGGUCAGAAGUUGGCCAGAAAAUCAGUGCUGGUAUGAGCUCCAUGAGUUUCAAGAUGAAAGAAUUUUUCCAAGGUCCCAACCAAGGCGACAAGGUCGUGGAGGAGGCCACCGCUGAAACCUUAGACGAGCCUGAUUGGGCUUCCAAUCUUGAGAUUUGUGAUAUGAUUAAUCACGACAGGCUCAACAGCGUUGAUUUGAUUAGGGCGAUUAAGAAACGGAUUAUGUUAAGGAAUCCCAGGGUUCAGUAUUUGGCUCUGGUUCUGCUGGAGACCGUUGUUAAGAAUUGUGAUAAGGCAUUUUCGGAGGUUGCCGCUGAGAGGGUACUCGAUGAGAUGGUCAAACUGAUUGAUGAUCCCCAGACUGUUGUUAACAACCGAAACAAAGCUCUCAUUCUCAUUGAGUCGUGGGGGGAAUCGUCUGGUGAACUUCGCUAUUUACCUGUUUUUGAAGAGACUUAUAAGAGUUUGAAAUCCCGAGGGAUAAGGUUUCCUGGUCGCGAUGAUGAAAGUUUGGCUCCAAUAUUUACUCCUGCGAGAUCAGUCUCAACUUCAGAGGUGAAUGCUACACGUGCGCCACAAAGUCAUCGUGAAAUUCCUCUCCCUACUUAUUCUGCUGAACAAACUAAGGAAGCAUUUGAUGUUGCCCGAAACAGUGUAGAGCUCCUUGCCACUGUUUUAUCUUCUUCUCCUCAGCAAGAUGCGCUACAGGAUGAUUUAACAACCACACUGGUACAACAAUGCCGGCAGUCCCAAUACACCGUCCAAUCAAUCAUUGAAUCAGCUGGUGACAAUGAGGCCCUUCUUUUUGAAGCACUCAACGUGAAUGAUGAGAUCCAGAAGGUCCUCUCGAAGUAUGAAGACAUAAAGAAACCAUUGGAGGUGCAGCCAGAGCCGGAACCUGCAAUGAUACCUGUGGCCGUGGAACCUGAUGACUCCCCUCGUGUAGGAAGAGAAGAUGCCUUGAUCAGAAAACCAGCAGGGUCCCGGAACACAUCUCAGGGAGGAGGGAACAACAAUGAUGAAAUGAUGGAUGAUUUGGACGAGAUGAUAUUCGGUAAGAAGACAGGUGGGGCAUCCGAAGGAGGGAACGAGGGGAAGAAGCAGCAAGGCGGGUCAAAGGAUGAUCUCAUCUUGUUCUGA